Morus notabilis is the source of this 720-nucleotide messenger RNA. RefSeq names its product LOB domain-containing protein 2. The coding region runs from base 1 to 720 and encodes 239 amino acids. The transcript is spliced from 4 exons. The record is from RefSeq and is a predicted model, not a curated record. Lineage: Eukaryota; Viridiplantae; Streptophyta; Magnoliopsida; Rosales; Moraceae.
AUGACAAGGAUGCAAAGAAAUAGUACUAGUGCUGGAGCCCAACCAGCCUGUGCGGCAUGUAAACACCAAAGGAAGAAAUGUCACCAAAGCUGCGUAUUGGCGCCCUACUUCCCCGCUGAAAGAAGCCGGGAAUUCCACGCGGUCCACAAGGUUUUCGGGGUCAGCAACGUGACCAAGAUGAGCGUCAACGAGGAAGAUCGGCGAAGAGCCGUGGACUCGUUGGUUUGGGAGGCUUGUUGUAGGCAAAAAGACCCUGUCUUGGGUCCUUAUGCUGAGUACAGAAAGGUUUUUGAAGAGCUUAAGUUGUAUAAAAGCCAAGAAAACGGCCAAAUGAUGCACUUAUCAGCUCAAAGCAGGAAUUUCAGGAAUGGGGCUUAUAAAUCUUUGUCAAGUUUGGUGAAUUGGAAUAGUGUUAGUAAUGGGAUUAAUGGUAAUCAUGGAAUGGUUGGAGGGAUCGUUAAUAAUAACUCUCUGAGUUAUUUUCAUGAAAAUGGGAGUGUUAUUGUGGACCAAAGCCCAUUUAGUUAUGCCUCAAGUUAUGUGCAAAGUCCGGAGAAAAUAAGGCAGGAAAAGAAUGUUGAUAAUGUUGUUCCUAUAGUGUCACAACAACAUCAACAGCAUGCAAUCAAUGGUUUUAAUCAGCAAUACUAUCUCUCAGGUCAGUUGAAUCAAGUGAAUAGCAAGACAAUUGAAAGCACAAUAUGGGACGGAAGAUCUUAA